Molecule: messenger RNA, 2250 nt
Organism: Diorhabda sublineata
Lineage: Eukaryota; Metazoa; Arthropoda; Insecta; Coleoptera; Chrysomelidae
Exons: 4
Coding region: 1582-2220 (212 amino acids)
Source: RefSeq, a predicted model, not a curated record
UGUAGUUAUAUUUAAAAUUUUAUUGAAACUUAUCGAAAAAAUCUUCUUUUCGUUAAAAAUAAACUCAAAUACUCAUAAUUGUACGAAAUGGUUGUGUAAGUAGAUAAACGAGUCACAUCGCCUUUUGUGAAGAUCCGGUUUCUUUUACAUUUGAACUACUAGACGUGUACUACGUGUCAUUUAUAACUUAACUGUAAUUGUGAUAAUUUGUUUGUUUGGUAAAGUUUAAAUAACAAAUAAUGAAUAAAUGAAUCUUAAGUGUUUAUACCCAUAUCAUCUUAGACAAAUACAAAAAUUUUAUAAGAUUACUGGUAAACAUUAACAACAACGCUGAAUCAGGUAUUCAAAAUUUCAUAUAUAAAAUUUUCAUUAAUCAUGUGUAUCUAAUUUGAUUUGGAAAUAAUUUAUUUUUUUCUACCUUUAGCCUUAUUUUUAUCCUAUUAAUAAAUUGUAACUUUUCAUUGAAACUAUUUUAAACAAAUCAUUUUUUGUUUUGUCGAAAUUUCGAGAAGCGUUAGUGAUAUUCAUUUCUAACACACUGUUUACACUACCACUACACCAACAUCCACAAUUCAUAAGGUUAAGACAUAGGCGUAACAUAAUUAUAAUUCAGUAUAUUUAUCACACUUUUAUUGAGUUAUUCAAGUCUCCUCCAAGGUCAUAAUUCUAGUUAGAAAUACUUAUUAUAACUCGUUUUAUGAAUCCAUAUAAAAAAUUGAAAGCAAAAUCAUGGAUUUGCAAAAAACGAUUAUUUAAAAAAUUUCGAAAAUUGGAAAAUUAUUUGGUGUGAAAAAAAAUUAUGGUAAGUUUGUUAAAAGCAAAAACUCACUGUUAAUAAAUAUGAGAAUAUAUAAAAUUAUGACAAACUAUGGAAUAAUUGAUAGUCUUUAGAGAAAAACAGUCAAGACAGAAAAUAAAACAUAAGUACUUUAUAUCCCUUGUAAAUAAUGCUUUUGAUAUUAUGAAUUAUCAUCAAAUAAGUUAUUUCAAUUAGAGAGACGAAAAAUACGAUGCUCCACGACAUUAUUCCAUCAGAAAAGCAUAAUAUUCUUUUAUUAUAAAUAGUUUUUGAAAUUUUUUCAACAUUACAUUCAGUUUUAUUUGUAAAAAUAAAUUUAGUGCAAAUUAUAUUGAAAAAACAUUGAUUUUAUUAUAUUUACAAUAAAUGUUUUUCGGAAUUCUAUUCAUAUUUCAAUUAUUUGCUAUUAAAUAAUUUUUAUAUAGCACGCCUAUGGUAAAGCGGAUAUCACCGUCCGCCAUAUGCAAUAACCAUCUUGGGCAUCAAACUUUUGUUUAUUCCUUUUAACUCUUAAUUCAAUGCGUGUGCGUGAUGAAAUUGAAAAAACUAAGAAUAACGAAAUCAAAAAAUACUAAAUAAACUUUUGUGUUAUAUAAGAUUUAAUUAUCCAUUUAUAUGAUUUUAAUAAAUCCCAGUUAUUGUCGACAUGCAUAGUAGUCUUUGAGUAAUGUAUAACAAUGUAAACAAAAGAAGUAACAAAUGGCCGCUACCUGUCAAAGUUAUUCUCAGCAUUUAGUGCCAGUAUAGUUUCAUACUUUGUUAAGGUGUGUGAAAGUGUAAAAAUGUCUAAAUUUGAGAAUAUACACGAUUUUGAAUCGUUCCUCGAGAUGUGUACCCACGCAGUACAGGAAGGGUCGAUGGAAAAAAGGCACGAGCCGAAAUCCGUUUACGAAAAAUUGUAUAAUUACGUAAAGAAUCAAGAGGAUGAGAUACAGCAAAAGAAAGAAUCUUUGCGAGAAUUGCAAUUAGCAGAAAAUAGAUUAUUUCAAAAAAUUAAUAACGCCUAUCAAAACGUCUAUGGUGUAAUUGAACAGAUCAAGAAUUUACAAGACACCAUAAAAACGAACGCGACAGAAUAUUCACAAAACUACGAUGAAUAUAAUAAGCAGACGACUAAACUUCAAGAAGAACUGCAAAAUCUCACUUCUAAAUUGGAAGAAAAUUCGUUAUCUGAUCAAAUUCGUGAGGUAUUGAAAGAAAUAGAAUCAUCCCAGGAAAAGGAAAGAGAAUUGGAAGAAGAAAUAAAAAUGAUUCUUUCUAAUCGGCGUACUGAUUUUUAUCAGCCAUCGGCUGUAAUACGAACGAUGAUUGAGGAAUUACGUGAGAUCGAUGAUAUUGAUCAAAUCACCAAUAUGAUAUCAGAAAAAGAGAAGGAUGUAAAAUACCUAAAAAAGCACAUAGAACAAAGAAAUAUGUACUAGAAUGAAAUUUGAACGUACCUACUAAUUGUU